AUGCAUCAGGACGCCCCCAAACCCUCAAGUAGUAUCCCAGCGGUGCCCAGCGAGCGCCUACGUAAAGAGAGCAAGAGAAAAGGGACCUUGUUUUCUCACCGGAAGAAGGCGUUGUUCCAGAAAGCAGAUCGGAUAUUCCAGGAUUGCGAUGCCAAGGUUUACAAAUUUAUCGAACGCAAGGGACGUAUUUGGAUCUAUAUUAGCCAUCCAUCUGACGACACAUUACCUCGAAGCCAGGCGUCGUUAGUACGUGCCCUACCUCUUUAUGGAAGAUGCAACUGCUCACAUAACAAAGCGCAAACAAUACCCUUUGCCUGUGGUAUGCACGCCGGGCAAGGAUCGCCAGAAGGCGCUGGAUGA
Molecule: messenger RNA, 360 nt
Organism: Colletotrichum orchidophilum
Lineage: Eukaryota; Fungi; Ascomycota; Sordariomycetes; Glomerellales; Glomerellaceae
Exons: 1
Coding region: 1-360 (119 amino acids)
Molecular function (GO): DNA binding; protein dimerization activity
Source: RefSeq, a predicted model, not a curated record